ACACCAAUGGGAAAUGCUAACAGCGCUAGAAUGUCUAGUUUCAAUUCUGCAUUUAUCCACAAAAAUAAAGCAAAAUAAAUAAUUUUUGUGAUUUCCAUAGAAUAGAACUGGACCCUAGAGCCUCCCGGUACCCAAAGCUAAGCAGAUUCACAGAGUGAGGCGCAGCGUGACAUUUCCCUGCAGCUCCUCCAAACCCAGCAGCCAGCUGCCAUAUUGCUCUCUUAGAGCAUGAUGAUCAUGAUAGGGAUGAUCUUGCUCAGAGAUGUCCUUUUACCUACUGCUAACAUCGGUUGUCCAGAAGGGGCUCAGCCUCCGGCGUCACCUUGCAGGCAAAUCAACGUAGACCACGCCCACUGAGCCGAUUCCAAGGCCACAGACCUCCACCAGUAUUUUUAUUUUAUUUAUUUAUUUUUUUACUCAAGAGAUUUCUCUAAAACCCAGAGAGGAAAUCCAUCUGAACCAGAAGAAACAACAACCCUCACCAGAUGGACGAACAGGAGGAUCCACAUCUUCCAAAUAUCAAAGGGGAACAGGAGGAACUUCUGAAUAAACAGCUAGAAAAUGAACAACGUGCUGAGGAUGUAAGGAUAAAAGAGGAACUUGACCAAUACUGCACCAGUCGGGAUGAAGUCCAGCUCGUAUUGAAGGAGGAAAUGGACACAUUGGUUAUGAAUCCUGCUUGUGAAGAUGGAGACAUCAGGAAACCAGAACUACAUAGACACAUACCCCAGAACUCUCUUGGGGCUGAAGACCAGGAAAAGGGACGAAAAAGAAAAAAGGCAGGACUGUGUAAAAGUCCCAAAACAAGGUCAAAGAGGACAUGUCAGAAAUCCAGAGCACAAACUGACGUUGCACAUGGUUCCAAGAAUAAAAAGCGUAAAACGUUUCACAUCCAAACAGGACAAAACUUGUUUUCCUGUAAAGUUUGUGGGAAGAGUUUCACCCAGAGUAGCCAUUUAAAUAAUCACAUGAGAUCUCAUGCCAGUAAGACACAGCAUCCAUGUGAAGUCUGUGGUAAGUUUCUAAACGACAAAGGCAGUUUAACUGUUCACAUGAGAAUUCACACAGGUGAGAAGCCCUUCACAUGUCCCACCUGUGGGAAAAGUUUUGGUGCACGAAGCAGCUUCAUUGCCCAUAUGAGAACUCACACGGGUGAGAAGCCAUUUCCCUGUCCGAGCUGUAAGAAAUGCUUCAUUGUAAAAAGUCAUUUAAUAACUCAUAUGAGAAUCCACACAGGGGAGAAACCUUUCCAGUGUAUUACCUGUGGGAAGAGUUUUGGAGCGAAAAGUAAUUUAAAUACUCACAUGCGAACUCACACAGGAGAAAAACCUUUUUCAUGCAUUAGCUGUGGGAAAAGUUUCAGUGUUAGGAGUCACCUGAUCACUCACUUGAGAACGCACACAGGUGAGAAACCAUACCCCUGUUCUUACUGUGGAAGAAAUUUUAGUUUGCGAAGCCACUUGAAUGUUCAUAUGAGUACACACACAGGUGAAAAACCUUUUCCAUGUGCCGCAUGUGGGAAAAGCUUUAGAGUAAGGAGCAGUUUGACCAUUCACAUGAGAACGCACACUGACGAGAAGCUGCACAGUUGUGAAGUGUGUUGUAAAGGUUUUACUCAGAGUAGCCGUCUGGCUUCUCACAUGAAGAUUCACACAGGUGAGAGACCUUUUACAUGUCUGAAAUGUGGGAAAGGUUUCAGUACAAAAUCAUAUCUGAAUACACACAUGAGAACUCACACAAAAGAGAAAUCCUACCUGUGUGUAAGCUGUGGAAAUAGUUUCAGUCGAAAAAGCAAUUUAAACAGACACAUGAGGACUCACACUGGCGAGAAACCAUAUGAUUGUGAAGUAUGUGGGAAAUCCUUUGGCUGCAGCGGCAGCUUGACUGUUCAUAUGAGGUCUCACACUGGUGAGAAACCCUUCCCAUGCGUAACCUGUGGGAAAAGUUUCAGUGUGAGAAGUUAUCUGAUAAUUCACAUGAGAACUCACACAGGUGAGAAGCCGUUCCCAUGUGUUACUUGCCGAAAGAGCUUCCUAUUGAGGAGCCAUUUAACUCGUCACAUGAGGGUUCACACCGGUGAGAAGCCGUUCCUUUGUAAAACCUGUGGAAAAGGUUUCAGUGUCAGGUGUCACAUGAUGGCUCACAUGAAAACUCAUAAAAGUGAGAAGGGUCUCUUCUGCGCAGCAACAAUGUGUUCAGUUCAGCCUCUGAGAGAGUUUAUCAGACAGAGACUAACUGCUGCUGCUGAAGAAAUCUUCUCAGAGGUGGAAAAAACCAUCAUCCAGUACCAGGAGGAGAUCGACCGUCAGCGCAGCUGGAGACCCCGAACUGAACAGAACCAAGCAGGAGGCUGUGGGGAGAAUUUGCUAGAACGUGGAGACGCUGUAGAUGAAAUCCAUCCUCCAACACGGCACGCUGUCGCUUUCCCACCAGGCACUGCAGGACGGUCGGCUCGGUUGGACUCUGGUCUUCGCUAUGAUCAUCUCUGUGAGGAUGACAGCUGCAAUGAGCAGCAGCUCUUUACCCGCAGGGUCCAGGAGGAAUUGGGAACUCUACAAGAAGAACUGCAACUUCCAGAGAUUAAAAAGAAGAAAAGGAAGCAACCACAAGCUCCAGAGGUUAAAGAAGAACAUGAAGAACUAUCUAUCAGUCAGGACGCUGAGCAGCUGCUUCUGAAGCAGGAGACAGAAACACUAAUGGUGACCGUUGAUUAUGAGGAAGCUGGCAACAGUGAACCAGAACCAAAUGGUGAACAACUUCUCCCUCAGAGAUCUCCGAAAGCUGAGAAUCAAGAGUCGGGAUCGAGCAGGUCUGAAGAGCCAGAAACAAACCGUCCAUCAAUACAGAGUCAAUAUGACCAAAAUACAAACAAAACUUUAUUCAAAUGUGAUUUCUGUGAUAAAGAAUUUAGGUUUCAAUAUGCAAUGAGAAGGCAUCGGAAAAUCCAUACAGGGGAAAAGCCAUUCUCAUGCAAAACAUGUGGGAAGAGUUUCAUCAGAAAAUUUGCUUUACUGACCCACAUGAGGGUCCACACCGGGGAGAAGCCGUACUCAUGCACCAUCUGUGGUAAAUGUUUCCGAUGCAGCAGCGACUUGUCGAAGCACACAAACAUCCACUCCAGUGAGAAACCAUAUUCCUGUGAAACCUGUCUAAAGAGCUUCACUACGAAGCGCAGCUUGAUCCUUCACAGAAGAUGUCAUUCUGAGGAAAGGCCCUACUUCUGUCCCACAUGUCACAAAGGUUUCAGGAGAAGCGACAACCUUUCAGUCCACAUGAGAACUCACAUGGAUGAGAAGCUGUUCACGUGUGAGUUUUGUGGCAAAAGUUUUAAUCAAAACGUGCAUCUGGUGAUCCACAGGAGAACACACACAGGGGAGAGCCCGUACCCCUGCAACCAGUGUGAGAAAAGAUUUAAAAACAGAUCAGCUUUGAACAGCCACCUCAGACUGCACACUGAAAACCCACUUUAGAGCUUCAUAAUUCUAAUUAUGAUAAUUAAUAAUUAGAAUUAAUGAUUCUUAUGAUUUUCAGGAAGGAGCAGCUUUCUCCCUUGUUCAGAACAGGAGUUCUGGUGAUUGGUGCAAUUAGAUUUUCUAAAAGGAAUUUUUUUAUUAUCUUUAACCUUUUGUGUCCUUUAAGUUUUUCUGUGGCGGUGAAAAGCGAAAAUCUGCAUGAACAAACUUGUCUUUGUCUGUAUGGUGACUAGGGGAGCUAUAGGAGGGCUAUUUUCCUACCUUCUCCGCUUACUCUGCCUGCAGCUGAUGCUAAGCUAGCUAACCUGUAGCUGAAUGUUUGAACUCAAGAGUAGGCUAUUUUUGCCCUGUCCCAAUAGUCACACUCCCGACCUCGUGUCCCACUGUUGCAGAUUCCCGCUGAGGGUUUGCAGUAUCUAGGGUGUCCUAAUUCUCUAGAGCGCUCUGUUGUGAUGCCCCCUAUGCCUAAUUGGUCCACACCAGAUUAAGGCACACUUCAAAACAGACUUCAGUGAAGUGUACCCACAAUUCAUUGCUGCUUACAUUUUUGAAAUAAACAGCAGAGAUGUGGGGAUUUUCACCGGCCCAGCUCCAGUGCUUGUUACAAAAAAAAUAAGUUCUUCAAAUGUAAAGAUUGAGAUUAUUGACUUUGUACUGCACUCUACAUAUGGGAAUAGCAUGGAGAUUUUGCUCUGUAUUCAACAAGUGAAAAACAAAGCAGCCACAUAUCUGGGGCCAUUGCUUUAGAAUCUAUAAAGGCUCAUAUUGUACAUGUAAAACCACGCUACCACGUUCUUAAAAUGUACACUAUAAUUGGCGUAUGUCAAAUUCACUCAUUUUCACGGUCGGAUGAGAGGACUUUCAUGCUGUACCAUUUCAACAGAUUUUCAUGCUUGUAACCUGUGUACUCUAACCCUUUAGUGCACUUCCACCAGGUUUACACUUCAGAGGAGUGUAGGGUGUAGUGUGAGUAUUGAGACAAGGACAUUGUGGCCUAAUCCCCAACCGCUUCCUAAGCACUAACCCUUAACCAGCCACCCCUCAUGGUCCCACCAAUCAUCCAGCACACAUGUUGUGCCUUCUCUUGUCCUUAUAGUGAAAAAAUUAAAUAAAACUACAGGGUUUGGGAUGACCCUCAAUCUGGUGCACCCUCUGUGAGAACACGUAAACUGAGGGUUAGUGUUUAGUGAUAGUGUUUAAGGGGGGAUUGGGAUUGGGCCUGUUUUUUUUUUUACUUAGAUUUGUCGGAGCCGUAAUUACGUUCCGCUCACAGAAAACCUGCAGGGCAGGGUUUGACAUGCGUCGGGAUGUAUGAAAUAAAUGGUGCAUGAAAAUGUUGUUCGUCAUGCAAACUUUUAACUGACAAUAAUAAAUUAAAAACUGAUUAUGUGA
Molecule: messenger RNA, 4865 nt
Organism: Cyprinodon tularosa
Lineage: Eukaryota; Metazoa; Chordata; Actinopteri; Cyprinodontiformes; Cyprinodontidae
Product: zinc finger protein 567-like
Exons: 6
Coding region: 486-3470 (994 amino acids)
Biological process (GO): regulation of transcription by RNA polymerase II
Molecular function (GO): DNA-binding transcription factor activity; RNA polymerase II cis-regulatory region sequence-specific DNA binding
Source: RefSeq, a predicted model, not a curated record